AUGUCGACCUCCACGCUUACGAUUCCGUCAGAUUCCAAUCUAACGGGCCAGGAAAUUGCCGACAUCGCCUACAGUUACUCUGGAAUCAAGCCUACCAACGUUGGGCAAGCCUCUGAGGUGUUGAUAUAUGUCUUCCUCAUCGUCUGCACCGCCAUCAUCUGCUUGAGGAUUUGGGUACGGACGUUCAGAGCAGAGAGCAAACUGAAGUGGGGACUUCCUGACUACCUUGCGGUCAUUGGAUUUCUACCGUAUAUUCCCGCCGCCGUGUUUGGGAUCUUGGCUGCGCACUAUGGCAUCGGCGCGACGGAUGAUCACCUUAACUCGAUCGAGGGAGGCGAAUUCAUAAAAAUCCGAGGAAUGGAAUACCUGAUGUACUACGAAUUAACAUACUUUUCCGCCUCGACUAUCACGAAGUAUGCCAUCGCGGCCACCAUCCUUACGAUCUGUACCGAGAAGCGCUUCAUCUACCCCAUAUGGGCGGUUAUGAUUCUCAUGGCCGUCGCGGCCGCCGCGUGUCUCGUUACCCUGUUUGUAAACUGUGUGCCAUUCUCGGCAUACUGGAACAUCAAGCUUGGUAAAUGCAAGUCUGCCAACGGAUUUUUGAUUCUGAGCUAUGUCGGAACCUCUGCUCAGAUUCUCGUCGACUGGACUUGUGCCAUCAUGCCAUUCUUCAUCGUCUACAGGCUGCAAAUGCCAAGGAGAGCCAAGAUCUCCGUUGUUGGCGUCUUGGGUCUGGGUGUGUUGGCUAGUGUCGCCGCUCUCAUGCGAAUCAUCAGCUACCAAUACAUCGACACAAGGAGAUAUCCAGACAACCACAUGCUUGCGGAAGGCCGGCUCCUUCUGUGGUCUAUUUUGGAAUCUAGCUUCGCCAUCAUCGCCUGCUCCUUGCCAUCGUUGAAGAAGCUGUUCACGAGCUGCAUAGGAAGAUCCUUUAACCGGUCAGGAGAUGCAUCAAGAUCUAAACGAACAUACGGCAACCAAACUCCUCUUCAGUCUCUGCCCGGAAUCCACACGACGUCAGUAACUGGGAACAAAUGGGAUAGGCUGCACGACGACAUGGACGACUCCAGCACUCACCAGAUCAUGAGGCGGACGGACAUUCACAUCGAAACCGAUAGCAACCAAUCCUUCACCAAGACUGGUGCUAUGGUUUGA
Messenger RNA from Clonostachys byssicola, 1155 nucleotides. Lineage: Eukaryota; Fungi; Ascomycota; Sordariomycetes; Hypocreales; Bionectriaceae. The record is from the annotation of a GenBank genome assembly.